Ipomoea nil (Japanese morning glory) is the source of this 618-nucleotide messenger RNA. RefSeq lists its product as uncharacterized. The transcript is spliced from 2 exons. The record is from RefSeq and is a predicted model, not a curated record. Bases 1 to 618 code for a protein of 205 amino acids. NCBI's taxonomy places the organism in Eukaryota, Viridiplantae, Streptophyta, Magnoliopsida, Solanales, Convolvulaceae.
AUGGGGUGUUACACAUAUGGAUUGAUACAGCUGCCUAUGGAGGGAUAUCCAUACACUUUAGAGAGGAGGGAAGGUACGGAGGACUGGGUUGAGGAGAGAUUGGACAGAGUGGUAGCGACAAUGGAGUGGCGCGAGUUGUUAGUGGAAGCUAAGUCUGUUAAUAUCCUUACACGUAAGUUGGAUCAUUCUGCCAUUUUUCUCAGUAUCUCUAACCCAUCUGACUGUAGGGUGAAUGGCCGACAUACUUUCCGUUUUGAAAUGGCUUGGCUGCUCGAUUCGGGUUGCCGAGGGGUAGUGGAGCGGGCGUGGGAUGAUGCUCAAGGGGAGGGGUUGAUGGGUACUUUACAUUUAUGCAAAGAGCGGUUGCAGGCUUGGGGAGGUGACCGUUUCCAUAUGUUUGGGAAACAGAUAAAACGGUUACAUGGCAAGUUAAUGAAGCUAAAAGGGAGUAGGGGACACAUGGCUUUGGAGGAGUAUAAUACAGUCCGAGCAGAACUGGCUAGACUGGAGACACAAGAGGAUAUAUAUUGGCGUCAGAGGGCCAAGCAGCAUUGGUUACGAGGGGCGGAUGCCAAUACCAAGUUCUAUCAUAGGGGUGGAUGGUGGUUGGGUGUCUAA